This is a messenger RNA of Drosophila rhopaloa, 4664 nucleotides long. It is a transcript of the gene Oatp30B, whose product is annotated as solute carrier organic anion transporter family member 5A1. Gene Ontology annotation, biological process: sodium-independent organic anion transport; transmembrane transport. The record is from RefSeq and is a predicted model, not a curated record. Gene Ontology annotation, molecular function: protein binding. The transcript is spliced from 9 exons. Gene Ontology annotation, cellular component: membrane. NCBI's taxonomy places the organism in Eukaryota, Metazoa, Arthropoda, Insecta, Diptera, Drosophilidae. The coding region runs from base 534 to 4097 and encodes 1187 amino acids.
UCGUCUUUUGAAAUCCAAAUUCGACGGAUGGUAAAAAUUUGACGGAUGGUCAAGAUUCAACUGAACGGAUUCGCGUCGGAGUAAUUAAGCCACCUUUUUUGUUUUUUUGAGGCGGCAAAACGAAGAAGUGUCGAAUUAAUUUUAUUCUACUUUCGCGAGAAGCAUCGCUCCGGCGGGCGUGUGUGUGGAAAAACAUAAAUAAAGUGCAAUUACGGGUCAGUAACCCAAACAAAGAAGUGAUAAGAGUGAAAAGGGUCCUUGAAUGCGAGUGUAAAGAGUGAUAACGAGACAAAAAUGUGCAAUUUUAAUGCCAAGUAACUCGAAAAAUCUCUUUUCGAUUUGUGUGUUUACAAAUAAAUCCCCAAAUUAAUGUGCGAAAGAAUCUCAAUGAACAAUCAAAUUGAAUGAAAAGUCGCAGCAAAAAUUAAAAGCAAGCAGGAAAAGCAAGGAAAGCAAAGUUGAAGGAUAUGCCUCAAAGCUGAUCGAUUGACCGAGUGAAACGAUUGCGCCGCCAGUUGGUUAAAUGCUACAUAAUGUCGGGCAAGCACAUCGAACAGUAUACGAAUCCCUCCUUCGAGCAGGAGUCCGACCCACCGCCUCCAACAGGGGGCGUGGCAGAUGAGGGCGCGGGCAGCACCAACAAAGCCAACGAUGCCGGCACGGAAAAUCGCAAAGGUCACAGGCGGCAGGAAUCGAUGUACCAGAUGACCGGCCUCUACUCGGAGACGAAUAGCGGCGACGACAGCAGUAUAGAUGCGGCCCUCGACCAGGACACCCAGCCCCAUGCCACAUCGCACCUGGCCGGUGAGCAGGUGCCGUCGACAGUAGCCAUAGGAGGCGGAGGAGGUGGAGGAGCAGGUGCGUCAGUGGGAGUGGACAGCGUGACGGUCAAAUGCCACAGCCGACAGGCGUCGGCGGGCAAGUGUCCGGCGGAUCAGGAGGAGGACUUCGACGAGGAGCAGUUCCGAUCGGGCGAUUGCGGCAUCCUCAACUGUCGGCCCUAUGGCAUCCAGCGUUUCGCCCGCAUCAAAAUCUUUGUCCUGCUGCUCUCGCUGCUGGUGAUGAUGCAGCAGGCCCUCUGCUCAGGCUAUUUCAACUCGGUGAUCACCACGAUCGAGAAGCGCUUCGAAAUCCCCUCCAGCUACUCCGGACUGAUAGCCUCCAGCUACGAGAUAGGCAACGUAAUCACCGUGAUCUUCGUCAGCUAUCUGGGCAGUAGGCGGCACAUCCCCGUGUGGAUUGGAAUCGGAGCGGUGAUCAUGGGCAUUGGCUCGCUGGUGUUCAUGGUGCCGCAUUUUACGGGCGAGCCCAAUCCUGGCAUUGCGAUCGUGAACAAAACCAGCGACAACAUUUGCAGGAGUGCACUGGUUAGGGAGCAGGACAUGGACCUGGGUCGCCUCUCCAGCGGACUGUCCAACCAACCGCUGGCGCCGCACACAUUGCGCGAGGACAACUGCCUGGAGGGCAAGGCAUCCACCACGGGACCCGUGCUGCUCUUCGUGCUCGCCCAGCUGCUCCUCGGCUGCGGCGGAAGUCCGCUUUUCACCCUGGGCACAACCUACGUGGACGACCACGUGCGGACUGAGAGCUCGUCUAUGUAUAUCGGCUGCAUGUACAGCAUGGGCGCCUUUGGACCCGUGGUAGGCUUCUUGCUCGGCGCCUACCUGCUCUCCUUUCACAUGGACUCCUUGUCCUCCACCACCAUAUCAAUCACACCCGGCGACAGACGAUGGGUGGGAAUGUGGUGGGGAGGCUUCCUGCUGUGCGGAGUCAUUCUGCUGGUGGUGGCCGUGCCCUUCUUUUCCUUUCCCAAGGUCCUCGCCCGCGAGAAGAAGAAGAUACGGAAGAGCAGCGUGGUGCAGCCAGUUCUGCCAAACAACUCUGGGGCCACCGCUGCGACCGAUGAGAUGGGCAAGGUAAAGAAGCUGGAGAUUGUGGCCGUGACCAGCAAGGAGGACGAGACGCAGCCGCCUCCCAAGGUGGACACGGGGUACGGGAAGGAUAUCAAGGAUAUUCCGCAGUCGAUGCUGCGCCUUGUGAAGAAUCCCGUUUACAUCGUGACCUGCCUGGGAGCCUGCAUGGAGCUGAUGAUCGUCUCCGGUUUUGUGGUCUUCCUGCCCAAGUACCUAGAGACGCAGUUCAGCUUGGGCAAGAGUCAGGCCAACAUAUUCACCGGUUCGAUCGCAGUGCCUGGAGCCUGCAUCGGCAUCUUCCUCGGCGGCUGCAUCUUGAAACGGUUCCAACUGAAGCCCAAGGGCGCCGUCCAAUUCGUCCUGAUCACCAACGUCAUCUGCCUGGCCUGCUAUGCGAUGCUAUUCUUCCUCGGCUGCGACAACCUGAAGAUGGCUGGCACUACGAUUCCCUACACCAGCAACAAACACGGAUCGACACUGGAGCAGCCAUUCCAGGUGAACCUGACGGCGGCUUGCAACUUUGGCUGCGAGUGCCUGACCAGCGAGGUGGAACCGGUGUGCGGCAACAAUGGACUCACCUACUUCAGUCCCUGCCACGCUGGCUGCACGGCCUUCUCGUCUAGCUCCAACUACACCAACUGCGCAUGUGUUCACGCCAACAUCUCGAGCAGCAUUUAUCGGGGGGCUGGUGGCAGCCAGGCCCAGGCGCUCAGUGCCAACGAGAACUUCGCCGAGGUGACGGUGGUGCCGGUGGCCACCGCUGGACCAUGUGCCACACCUUGCCGCACUAUCUACCCGUUUCUCAUAUUGCUCUUCUUCAUGACCUUUGUGGUGGCCUCCACCCAAAUGCCGCUUCUCAUGAUCGUGUUGCGAUCGGUGUCCGAGGAGGAGCGCUCCUUUGCCCUGGGCAUGCAGUUUGUGAUCUUCCGACUCUUUGGUUACAUACCUGCUCCCAUCCUCUUCGGAAACCUCAUCGACUCUACCUGCUUGCUCUGGAAGUCGUCCUGCGGCGAGAAAGGAGGUCGCUGUCUCAUCUACGAUAUUGAGAAGUUCCGAUACAAAUAUGUUGGUCUGUGUGCGUCUGUGAAACUGGUGGCUUUGUUCAUCUUUAUGGUGGAUUGGUGGUUGGUGAGGAGACGCAAGCAGCUUGAAAAAAUGAAACCCCUAAACGCAAGCGAUCCCAUCAUUGGUUCCAUCAUUAGUCUAGACAAAUUAUUUGAAGAGAAGCUUUCUGGCGCCGAGCCGACCACUGCAUUUGUUGGAGGUGGAGGAGAACUGAUCAUACCCACAGAGAUACUUCGCCAUUCCCGCAACGAUUCACGCACCAUGCAGAUGGAUUACUGCUACGACAAGUGCGGUCAUGUGGUGACUCCCGCGAACACGUGCAACCAGCCGCAAACCAAAUCAAAGAAACACUUCCGAAGCGCCUCGUGUGAUGUGAAGAUGAUCAAGAGCUUUGCCCGGGAUCACAACUCAUCCAGUGGGCCGGCGGACGCGGCUGGUCAAGAUGGAGGUGCUGCUAGCAGUAAAUACAAGAAUCUCAAAAAGUUCCAGGCACACACGCGCAAUCACUCGACGGAUCUGCAUGAUCCUAGCCAACCAAUCCGAUAUAUUCAAAACCAGCUCCGACCGCAGGACUGUGCCGAAGAGGAUGAUGACGACGAGCUGACCACCGGCUGUGGGCACUUUGUCAAGAAGCACUCGCGAAACCACAGCUACGACCAGAUCUACAUGCCCAACAACAUACGCUUUGAUGCGGACUUCCUGCGUCAUCCCCAUCCUCACCACAAUCCCAAGAAAAAUGUAAAUGUACUGAAGAACGUGGUGACCGAUAUUGGCAAGCUCAAGAACUCAAAUGAAAUGGAGGCCGGUGGAGCUGGAUCACGUGGUCAUUCCCGCAACAACUCCAAGGACUUAAACACCAAAAUUCCCAGUGGAACUCCAGUUAAUAGUGGCUCUGGGCAGGGAGGACCAGAUACCAGCACAACGGGACUAAGUGUGCUGCGGCAUCGGCGUACCAACUCCAAGGAUCUAAAUUACCAAGUGCUGCCCGAGACUUCCCAGCACCCGCAUCCACAGCACACGCGGAACACGUCGCACCACAAGAUUCAGAUCGAUGAUGAUCGAAACGAGCUCAUUAACGACAUUGAUGACGAAGAGGAGGAGCGCUCCAAUUGUGCUUAGUCUGAUGCCAAUUAGUUUAAGCUAAGAUUAUCAGUUUGUGGCAGCAGCAGAAGUAACCGCAUCGGCUCCAUUCCUGGCGGCAAUCGCCUCUUCGUGUUUUUUGUGUGUUCAAUGCCCGUUUUCUGACGAAAUGACUUAACUCUCAGCUGCUCAUUGUACUUACGACCGAGUGUUCAAAUCUACUUUCCUCGUAGAAGACAUCUGAAAAUAGAAAUCUUUUGAUAUAUGCAAAAUUCAACCAGAAUUCAAAUCCGAAUCCGAUACGAAUACGAGUGCGAAUAUAUUUGCAGCUAAUAGUUACGUUACCAGGCAGUAAAAUAUAAAUCCUAGUAUGCAACUAGAAUAUUUUAGGAUAGGCGUAGAUCGUUGUGAUAGGAAUAUUUUAUAUUGUAUUUUUAGUGGAGUGUAGAUCCGUUAAAAGCCGAUCAAGCGAUCGAACUGCUCGACACGUUUCGCUUUAGCUCGACUAUGUGCAAUCUCGGUUUCGGAGUGAGACGAUUGACUGAGAAACAGUUGGAGAAUGGAAAGAGAAACGAAUAGCAAAUUACAAUGUUUUAAUAAUCCGAA